GGUUGUGGGUUCUCUACUCCACACUAUGCAAAGGGUGGUCAAGACUAUGUUUCCAAUAUCCUCAGAACUCAUAUUCAAAGUCGCCUUACGCGGCGAGACAUUGCUCACUUCACCUCGUUGGAACAAGGGAACAGCCUUCACGAAAAAGGAGCGUAAUGAUUUUGGUCUAACGAGCAGACUUCCUUCUCGCAUCAAUACCAUCGAAGAACAAUGCGAGAGAGCCUAUGAUCAGCUACGCUCUCGUGAAUCUCCCAUACAAAAGAACUCAUUCUUGCAGAGCCUCAAAGAGCAAAACUGGGUUCUUUACUAUUCUCUGCUAUCCAGGCAUCUCAAGGAGUUGACUCCUAUUAUAUACACGCCUACCGAAGCAGAAGCGAUUGAAAACUACUCUCAUCUUUUUCGUCGCAGCGAGGGGUUAUUUCUGACAUUCCCGGACCAAGACUCCAUGGAGAAAGAUUUCCUGGAGCAAACCCGUGGCAGAGAUAUUGAGUUGAUAGUCUGCACAGAUGCAGAGGCUAUCCUAGGCAUCGGCGACCAAGGCGUUGGGGGAAUCGGGAUAUCAUCUGCCAAAUCUGCGAUAUACACGUUAUUGGCUGGGAUAAACCCAGUGAAAGCGCUCAGUGUGACACUUGAUGUCGGCACUGACAAUGAAACACUCUUGAACGAUCAUCUCUAUGUUGGAUGGCGUUCGAGAAGGAUCCGGGGUGUUGAGUACGAUAAAUUCAUCGACAAGUUUGUCCAGUUGAUCCGCAAACAUCAGCCACACUGCUUGCUGCACUUUGAGGACUUUGGAGUUACCAAUGCUCAGCGAUUUCUUGACCUGUACCGCAAUGAGCAUUCUGUUUUCAAUGAUGAUAUCCAAGGAACUGGUGCGGUUACACUGGCCGCUUUGAUGGCCGCCAUUGGGGUGACCAAGUCGAAGCUGGCAGAUCAACGCUAUGUCAUCUUUGGAGCGGGCUCUGCGGGCCUCGGUAUUGCAACACAAGUUCGGGAUGCAAUCAUACUCACAGACGGUGUGUCUCGUGAGGAAGCCAACAAGAAGUUUUACCUCGUCGAUCGCUUUGGUCUCAUCAAGCAGUCUCUUGGUCCCAACAAGAUACGCCCUGCGUUGCAAGAAUUUGUGCGGCCUGAUGAAGAAUGGAGCGAUGUUCCAACUAAUGACACGGGAGAGGUUGAGCUUCUGGAGGUUGUCAGGAAAGUACGACCGACGGUUUUAAUAGGAUGUUCGACGAAAGGUGGCGCUUUCACCGAGCGCGUCGUGAGGACAAUGAAGGAAGGUUGUGAGAGACCUAUCAUUUUCCCCCUCAGCAACCCUAGCCAUCUGGUGGAAGUCGAUCCGAAGGACGCGAAUGACUGGACAGAAGGGAUGGCUCUACUAGCCACAGGCAGCCCGUUCCCACCAGCUAAGAUGCCGAACGGCAAAGACUAUGUUAUCGCUGAAUGCAACAAUGCUCUCAUCUACCCUGGACUUGGACUUGGUUCCAUGCUGUCGCAAUCCAGGCGGAUGACCGAUGGGAUGAUCAUCGCAGGCGCACAACGUCUUGCUGCUCUCUCUCCUGCACUCAAAGACCCGGACAGCGGCCUGUUACCCGACUUCGAAGAUGCUCCAGCAGCCAAUCUCGAGGUUGCAAUAGCAGUAGCACAACAGGCAUUUGAUGAAGGCAUCCAGGGAGUUAGCUGGAGCAAAGAAGAGGUGAGAACUAAGGCAGAAGAUAAGCAGUGGAAGCCAGUGUAUGGUACGUAUGAGUAUGAUGAGCAGGGCGCAAAGUAGUUAUGGUUUGUUUUGCAACUUCGAGUCACGAGAAGCAAAUCGAAUUUUUGCUAUAAAGAAGCCCAGCGCCUUCGAUCUAAGAUACCUGCGCGGCCCAUCGCGAUAAU
Molecule: messenger RNA, 1878 nt
Organism: Suillus discolor
Lineage: Eukaryota; Fungi; Basidiomycota; Agaricomycetes; Boletales; Suillaceae
Exons: 10
Coding region: 26-1771 (581 amino acids)
Biological process (GO): pyruvate metabolic process; malate metabolic process
Cellular component (GO): mitochondrion
Molecular function (GO): NAD binding; malate dehydrogenase (decarboxylating) (NAD+) activity
Source: RefSeq, a predicted model, not a curated record